AUGGCAGCGUCCAAGCUUACCCCCACCUUGCCCGUCUCUUCCCUCGCCCUCGCCACCUCUCGCACGCCGGGCCAGCUGCGCUCCCCAACCCUUCACUCGUUGGCGGCGUCGGCUGGAGUUGAUAGGGGCUUGAACUGGACUUCGAAAGGCUCUGGCAAUGGCACGACCGUGCUGUGUGCCACUGCCGUCCACGGCCAGGACACCAACAUCCAAGUCCAAGGAAGCAAGUGGAAACCAACUGUUUGUGUGGUCCUUGUGGAGCUCUUCAACACAGGAACUAUACUGCUAGGCAAGGUAGCAGUUGAUAGCGGCAUGUUUGUAUUCUCAUUGCUUUGUUAUAGAAGCAUUCUGGGUGCCAUUUUUAUCUUGCCAUUUGCCCUGCUCCUCGAAAGUGGGAAGUGGAAAGAAUUGGAUAAGAAGGCUCUUGGUUGGCUCUUCAUCAAUGCUUUUGUCGGGUACUCGUUGCCUAUGGCCAUGUAUUACUAUGGGCUACAUGACACAACUGCUUCCUAUGGUGUGAUCUUCUCCAGUUUGACUCCGCUCUUCACUUUUGUCUUGUCAAUAUUGCUUGGCAUGGAGACCUUGCGCCUCAAAUCCAAGGAGGGUAGCGCGAAGGUGGUUGGUGCAUUGGUAUGCUUUGGAGGGGCUUUAUUAAUAAGCCUAUACAAUGGGAAGGAACUGCAUCUCUGGUCUCCAGUUAUAAAAGGUAUCACUAAGAGUUCUAAUGGAGUAGCCGGAGGACACCACCAUUUGAGAGGCACCUUACUUUUGUUGGGUGAUUGCAUAUGCUAUGCAUUUUGGUACCCCAUACAGGUGAAAGUUCUAAAGGUGUAUCCAUGGAAACAUUGGUCAUCAGUGUUGACCUGUGUUCUAGGUGGUUUGCAAACAUGUGCCAUAGGAAUAUUUUUGAGAAGAGACAAACUUGCUUGGCAAGUAGGAUGGAACAUUCAACUAUUAACAAUUGUCUACUCAGCUGCACUUGGCACAGCCGCCAAGUAUUGGUUAAAUCUCUAUGCUGUGGAAAAGCGAGGUCCUGUUUUUCCACCAAUGUUCAGCACAUUAUCGAUUGUUUUCACCAUUGUUCUUGGGGCUUUAUUGCUAGGAGAAAGCCUCACAGUUGGGAGCUUGUUUGGUAGUGCUUUGGUUUUCAGUGGUUUGUAUAUGUACCUCUAUGGAAAGGCCAAAGAGCUACAUGUGAAGACAAUAUCAUGUUCAAGCAAUGAAAAGCUUCAGGCGCAACCUACCCACGACUCGAAGUGUGAGGAUACAAGAUUUGGUCCUUAGUUUUUGGGAAACAAGUUCUAAUGAGCUUCAAAUUAGAAGUUGAAACCAACUAUGUUUCACAUGUGAGAUAGUAAAUUAAAAUGAUUUGACCAAUCCUAAGAUGUUCCAUGGUGCGUUAAUGAUUUCCAAUGAAGUAAAACCCUAGUUUACAAGGUAUGCAUCUUAUCAGAUUAUAGUAUUGUGAUGCCACCUAGGACAAUAUCUUCAACUUGAGAAUACACGCAAUUGCACAAAUUGGUGAUUUGCUGUUAUGGGUCUACGUCACAAAAUGUGCCCUCUAUGUAUUAGUACGAUAUACAUGGUCAAACACAGUGUUAGUAAU
Triticum dicoccoides is the source of this 1606-nucleotide messenger RNA. Its product is annotated as WAT1-related protein At5g64700-like. Gene Ontology annotation, cellular component: membrane. The record is from RefSeq and is a predicted model, not a curated record. NCBI's taxonomy places the organism in Eukaryota, Viridiplantae, Streptophyta, Magnoliopsida, Poales, Poaceae. Bases 1 to 1284 code for a protein of 427 amino acids. Gene Ontology annotation, molecular function: transmembrane transporter activity. The transcript is spliced from 8 exons.